Messenger RNA from Nilaparvata lugens (brown planthopper), 2263 nucleotides. It is a transcript of the gene Wbp2, whose product is annotated as WW domain-binding protein 2. Lineage: Eukaryota; Metazoa; Arthropoda; Insecta; Hemiptera; Delphacidae. The transcript has 7 exons. Gene Ontology annotation, molecular function: chromatin DNA binding; transcription coactivator activity. The coding region runs from base 185 to 979 and encodes 264 amino acids. Gene Ontology annotation, cellular component: nucleus. The record is from RefSeq and is a predicted model, not a curated record. Gene Ontology annotation, biological process: positive regulation of DNA-templated transcription.
AUAAAUCUUGAAACUAAGCGAUAUCGAAAUACAGCACAAUAUUUCCUUUCCAAUACGGAAUAGUCUUGUCAAUCAGCUGACACCUGAUUUGGAAAUCUAUGACAGACAGUGUCUGUGUGUACAAGUUGUUCAUAUUGUGCAAUCUUAAUAAUUUUCUGGAUAAGAAUUGUUUAAAUUUAUUAAAAUGUCGUUGAACACUGCUCAUGCUAAUGGGGGAGUUCUUAUACAUGCAGGAGAAUGUAUUCUUUUGUUUUCCGAUGCUGUAACAAUUGAAUUCCAUGGACAUCCUGAUAAUGUAUUUAAAGGAGCAAAAUCUGGCCGACUGUAUUUGACAACACAUCGUAUGAUCUUCAAUAAUAAAAAUCAGCAAGAUGCAAUGGUUUCAUUCAGCUUUCCAUUCGUAACGCUAAGUGAUCUUGAGUUGGAACAGCCGGUGUUUGGAGCGAAUUUCAUCAAAGGCAAGGUGCGCGCGCAGCCCAAUGGCAACUGGGUGGGAGAGGUCAAGUUCAGGCUGACCUUUAAGAAGGGAGGCGCAAUCGAUUUCGGACAAGCUAUGCUCAAGGCUGCCCAUAUGGCCUCCAGAUCGGGAACACCAGCUGAUGCUCCCCCGCCAUACGCCCCUCCUCCUGGCCCCUGGUACGCUGCACCCCCUCCUGCCUACGCCCCCCCACCCGGAGGCUACUAUGGAUGGGUGCCUCAGGCUCAAGCUUUUCCCAAUGCGCCGCCUGCGAAUUCGGUGUACAUGACUGACAGUCCACCCCCCUACCCGGGCAUCAACGGCUACAAUGGCUAUAUGCAAGCACCGCAGAAUGGCGCAACCGGCUUCACUCAGCAGCCCAUGCCUCCUGCGGAUGCGAAAGCAGCCGAAGCGGCUCAGAGUGCCUACUAUGAUCCUAGUAAGCCGCAGUGCGCUUAUGUCCCUCCACCAGCUUAUUAUGAACCACCACCGUCCUACCAGGAGACCAAGAAAGAUCAGUAAUAAAUGAAGAUGGGAGGAGGCGCACCAUUUGAAAUUUUCAAUGAAUUGCAUGUUAUAAAAUCAAAUGUAAUGUUUGCAAAAGUAUAUUCAAUACACGAAAUUGUGCUAGAAAUAAACUAUCAUAAUAUUUUUAAAAUGUAAAAAUAUUGUAGUAUUAAAUAUCUGCUUGUCGUUUGAUAUGGUAUGAAAUAACUUGACUUGAAAUAACCUUAUGAUGUGGCCAAGAAAAGCUUAUGAUAAAGCUCAAAACAGUCUGAUAACUAAUAAUACUUCUGAAAGAUCGAUAAUAAUUAUAAUUUUCUAAAACACUCCUAUCUUAAUGUUCUUCUGUUUCAUUUGACAACAUUAUAGAUAAUCAUCGCCUUUGAAGGAUAUGGAAUGCAUAUUUUGAAUCAACAAAGGUUGUUUUGAGAUCAAAAUCAUUAGAAAUUAAUAAUAAAAGCUGAGAUUUGAAUUCCUUUAAAAAAAUUCAAUGUUUGUCAAUAACUUUAACGGAUCUUUUCUCUCUCAUUCACAAGCUUGUUCUCUCUUGUACAUUACUUUCAAUCACCUAUAUAAUCAUUAAAACUAUUAUCAUAUUGUGUUUUAUCGAAUGUUGAUGUGUUUUUUCUUAUUUCAUCAAGUCAUACCAAAAACAGUAUAAACCAAACCCCCCCCCCCCCAUUAAAAUUAGAAACUUAUUACUUUUACUUCGAGAUUUUUUCAAUAUAUCCCCAGUGUUCUAAUAGUACUGACUAAAAGAAUAAAACUCUUAUCCAAAUUUUCACAAUACCUGUCCACUUUUUUCAUUUUGAUUGUAUUUUCCAAUUUGGUGUUGAAGAGUGGAGUUUCCUUUUUCAUAUUGGGAAGUUGUCAGGUUGAAAUAACAUUUGUUAGAAAGCUGUCAACCCAUUUUUUCCGUAUUUGUGAAAAUACAGUAUAUUUAUAAAUUAAGCUUUAAUUCAGCUUUGAAGUCAUGAUUUGGAAAAAAUUAAACUUUAUUGUAAUGAAUUUCUACAACAUAUAAUUUUAAUAUAAUUAUUUCCAGUAAUUGAAACACAUUCCCUGAUGUUUUGUUAUAGAAUAGAAUAUAUGAUUUUGAAGAGGAAUAUAUUGUAUUUGUAAUCAAUAGUCUAUAUUUAUAAAUUAUAUAGUAUUUAUACAAUUUAUCAUUCGUGUUAUAAAUAAAUUAUGACUCAUGUAAUAACUGCAUCAAUGAUUUGUAUGAUAUAAUAAAUUGUUAUAUUAAAUUGUUACUGAUAAUGCAGGUAUUUUUCAGUAAUAAAAUGUUUGAAUAAAUAAUUA